Molecule: messenger RNA, 3771 nt
Organism: Jaculus jaculus (lesser Egyptian jerboa)
Lineage: Eukaryota; Metazoa; Chordata; Mammalia; Rodentia; Dipodidae
Product: zinc finger protein 426
Exons: 9
Coding region: 571-2352 (593 amino acids)
Biological process (GO): regulation of cytokine production; negative regulation of transcription by RNA polymerase II; regulation of immune system process
Cellular component (GO): nucleus
Molecular function (GO): DNA-binding transcription factor activity, RNA polymerase II-specific; RNA polymerase II transcription regulatory region sequence-specific DNA binding
Source: RefSeq, a predicted model, not a curated record
CGAGUUCACAACCACCUGUCCCUCACACGAGCAGAAACAAACUUUCCUCUCAUCUGAAGAGAUCCAACGUGGCCGAGGCCCGAGGCCCGAGGCCGGAAGCGGAAGUGACGUCACGCCACAAGCCUCCUUUUCUCACUGGGCUCGCCCGGUACUUGUUCCGUCGGUGGUUGCGGGCCAGGACGCGGCUCUGAAGGAAUAGAAUUUUCGCCAUUGGAGUCAUAGUGAUUUAGACACUGCAUUUUCCAUCUUCGCGAUUCAGGCCUCUUCAGCGGAGGAUUUGUUGAAAGGACUUCUAGAUCUUUAAGGAACAGGAUAUUUUCUGUGUACUUUCCUGCUCUGCUCAGGUCUGCCACAAGAAUAGGACUUUUAAAAUAUUUGCUGAAAAUUGAAGAAUAAACCAGACCCGAAAUAAACAUCUAGUACCUACAGUAAACAAAAUUGAAAGAGGACUCCAUAUAAACCUGUAUAAAGAGGAAUGGAGAUUGCCUCUUAGAUUCAUAAGCUGUCCUGCAGUGAUCUUGGCAUCAGGGAAGGGAGUGUUCAGGCACAUUUCACCAUCAGCAUCACAGGAUGGCAACCAUUGAUUUGUCCUAUGGCUUUCUUUCUAAGGAGCCAAUCUGCUUUUAUGAAGAAAACAAAAAGGUAGAAGGGACGGUGGCCAACUGCCAGGCAAGUUAUCAGGAUUCAGUGACCUUUGAUGAUGUGGCUGUGGAGUUCACCCCAGAUGAGUGGACUUUACUGGACCUAACUCAGAGAAACCUAUACAGAGAGGUGAUGCUGGAGAACUACGAGAACUUGACCUCAGUUGGAUAUCAGUUCUUCAUGCCUAGUCUGAUCCCUUGGUUAAACCAAGAAGAGUUGGGGACAGUGGCAAGUGCAAUUCCUCAAGAAUUGGAACUACAACCUAGAAACAACAAGGUAGAACUUCAAGAUUAUUUUAGUAUGCAAAAUUCCAGUGAAAUACAAAUGGCAGGAAGCCACAGUGAAGGGGACCUGUGUGAUGCUAAGCCAUGUGAAAAAGUGUUGGGUGAACAAUCAUGCCUUAACCCAGAGAUGAGGAUCCAAAGUCAAGGAUACACUUCUGAGUGUAAUUGGUACGGAAAAGACAUUCUUACUUUGCUUAAGGAAACCUCUACUGGACAGAACCUUUCUGAGCUUAAUCAUAGUGGAAAAAUCUUCAGUCUGACUCCAAACAUCAUGUACCAGAGCACUAGCACAAGGGAGAAGCCCUUUGAAUGCACAGACUGUGAGACAGCCUUUUUUAAUCAGUCAUACCUUCAGGCAGAUAUGAGGCCUCAUAAUGGAGGAGAACCCUAUGAAUGGAAUAAAUACGGGAAUGGAUUUAUUCAUUCCACAAGCCUUGCUAUGCAUCUUCCAAUUCUCAAUGCAAGAAACCCUUACAAAUUUGAGGAAUGUGGAAAGGACUUUCAGUAUUUUGCAUGCCUUAAUAAUCCCAUAGGAAUGUGCACUGGAGAAAAAUUCUGUGAAUGCAAGGAAUGUUGGAAAACCUUCACAGUUUCCUCACAUCUAACUCAGUAUGUAUCAAUUCAUACUGAGGAAAAAUCAAAAGUAUGUAAAAUAUGUGGGAAGUCCUUUGCUAAUUAUUCUCGACUUUCUGCACAUAUAAAAACUCAUAAUGAAGAAAAGCCCUUUGUAUGUAAGGAAUGUGGAAAGGCCUUUAAAAAUGUCUCAUACCUUAAUGAUCAUGUUAGAAUUCACACUGGAAUAAAAUCAUACAAAUGUAUGGAAUGUGGGAAAGCCUUCCUUCGGUGGUCAGGCCUUACUGAACACAUAAGAGUUCACACUGGAGAAAAGCCUUACGAAUGUAAGGAAUGUGGAAAAACCUUUUCUAGAUCUACUCAGCUUACUGAACAUGUAAGAACACACACUGGAAUCAAACCUUAUGAAUGCAAGGAAUGUGGGAAAGCUUUCACUCAGUAUUCAGGCCUUGCUACACAUGUACGAAUUCAUAGUGGAGAGAAGCCCUUUGAAUGUAAGGAAUGUGGGAAGGCCUUUACCAGGACCUCUGGCCUGAUUCAUCAUGUAAGAACUCACACAGGAGAAAAGCCUUUUGAAUGUGUUCAUUGUGGGAAAUCCUUCAUUACUUCCUCCCAUCGCACUAAGCAUCUGAAAAUUCAUAGUGGAGAAAAGCCCUUUGUAUGUAAUAUAUGUGGGAAAGCAUUUAUAUAUUCUACAUCCCUUAACAUUCACAUGCGAACCCAUACUGGAGAGAAGCCCUAUAUAUGUAAGGAAUGUGGGAAAGCCUUUGCUGUUUACUCACGCUUAAGGAAACAUACAAGAGUUCACACUGAGAAGCCCUAUCAGUGUAAGGGUAUGGGUGUUGCUAUUUAGCCCAUCUGUUGCUAUCUCUGAACAUUGACAGUGACACCAAAGAUCAUCAAGUUAGUCUUAAUGGCCUCAUGUGGGUUGUGAUAGCUCAUACUGGCCUUAGAGACCAUCUUGAUUGUAUGAAAUACUAUAUAUAGGUGCCCCCUAGAACUUACUUUCUUUAGGGCAUUGUUGGGUAUUGAACACAGGGCCUCACACAUGCUCAGUAAAUACUCAGUCACUGAGCUACGUCUCUGAAAAACCCAUUCAUGAGUACCUGAGUCUGAGCACUUGUAAGUCAUGAGGUCAGUACUGCAAGUUGGUCUGAUCCUUGUUCUUGACUUAAUGAUUACAGCACUUCUAAACCCUAUGAGAUAAAUUAAGCAGAUUUGGCCCUAGCCCUUGUUGAUUAGUGGUCACCAGUAUGGUCCAUUAGUGUGAAUAUACAUUAGAAACCAAGAUGAUGCAGGAUAUGGGUGGGUUGUUAAAAGAUAGUUCUUUAGGCACCUCCUGAGCCCAUAUGCUGUUGAGCAUACCAAGAAUAGUCCCUACCUGUUCUUAGUAGCUAGUUCACCUGCAGGUUAUUAUCCCCAUGACCCUUUAUAAAAUUCCUGAAAUCUGAUAUGUCCUACCAUCUGGGUCCAUUUUAGGCUUAAGUAGUAAUGUCUCUGCAAAUAAUUCAGUCUCUCUUCCUCACUUUGGAAUGGAUCUGAGGAAUGAACUGAGGCUCUUAAUACAUUUAGGCAUGGUCUCUACCACUCACUGAACUACAUCCCCAGCCUUUAGUACUUUCUUCAGUACAAAUUUAUCUUUUUGUCCAAUAUAGAUCGGUUGAGAAGCUUUCAGAUUUUAAAAUUCUAGCUCUUCUUUUAAGAACUCUAAUUCAGAUCCCUUUUGCAUUUUAGUAAAAGUAGUCAGGAGGAAACAGUUUGUUCCUUUUGCACUUUAAUUAAAUGCUUAGGAAUUUCUGUGUUUCACUUCCAAGUUCUACCUAUCACAAAAUGCCAGGCUAUCACUACAUAUCAGUGGUUAUCUUUUCUUAAUUUCCUAAUGUUUCUAAUUCCCAAGUGAUAACUCAUCACAGAAGCCUCUCACUUUACUUAGUUUCAAAGCUGCUUGUACAUUUUUAGGUAUGUUUCACUCUUACAUCUCAGUACCACAGUCUAUGUAUGGUAUUCAGCUUAGAUAUCAUUAAAUACCAUAGGCCAAAUUGCUUAAAAUUUCACUUUUGGGUUAGAGAGAUGGCUCAGCAGUAAGUCACUUGUUUGCAAAGCCUGCUGGUCAAGAUAUGUUUCCUCAGUACCUUUUAUUAUGUAAAGCGUGACGCACAAAAUGGCUCAUGCAUCUGGAUUUCAUUUGUAGUGGCAAGAGGCCCCUGGAAUGCCCAUUCUCUCUCAUGAAUUGAAUGAAAAUAUUUUUUAAAAAUCAAAAUAGGGCUGGGCA